AUGGCUAUGGUGAUGGUCCAAGUUAGUGAAGCACGCGAUUCUCGCGUUGGAGCAUUUAGUCUUAUAUCUCCGGUUUUUCGAUUACUUGUUAAUGUUUACCAGAAGCAGGCUCCUUCUGAUUAUUUGAGUAUUUGUCAAUGCCUUAUGUUCUUGGAUGAACCACAUGAUGUUGCAAGCAUAUUGGAGAAGCUUCUUCAUUCAGAGGACAAGGAUGAAGCUUUACUGGCAUUGCAAAUCGCUUUUGAUCUUGUAGAGAACGAGAACCAUGGAUUUCUCAUGAGUGUUAGAAACAGCCUUCCAAUGCCCAAGAUCCUUCCUGUAGUAGCAGUUCAAGCUUCUGAAACCUCUACCGCUCAGAGGGAGAACACUGCAGGGAAUCUCCAGAUGACGGAUGAAACAGAUCCUGCAGAUGCUGUCUACGCUGAGAGAUCAUUCCUGUUUAUCAUGGAGACAAAUGAACAGUCUGUUGAAUCGUGGUGUCAGUCGAAUGGUGCUGCAAUAUAUGGUAAUGCGAUAAUGCAUGCUGGAACAGCAGAGGACACAUUUUACAAGGAGAAUUUGGUUUGGCUAAGUAGGGCCACCAAUUGGGCUAAGUUUAGUGCUAUAGCGGGAUUAGGUGUUAUUCAUAGAGGUCAUCUACAACAAAGUAGGUCAGUGAUGGCUCCAUAUUUGCCUCAAGGAGGAGCAGAUGGUGGUGGGAGUCCUUACUCUGAAGGUGGUGCUUUAUAUGCCCUUGGCAUUAUUCAUGCCAACCAUGGCGAGGGAAUCAGGCAAUAUCUUCGUGAUAGCCUACGAAGUACUAGUGCUGAGGUUAUUCAACAUGGAGCUUGUUUAGGUCUUGGUUUGGCAUCCUUUGGGACAACUGAUGAAUACAUAUAUGAAGAUAUAAAAAAAGUGCUAUACACUGACAGUGCAGUUGCUGGUGAAGCUGCCGGCAUCAGCCUGGGUCUAUUAUUUGUUGGAACUACAACAAAUAAGGCAAGUGAGAUGCUCGCUUAUGCUCACAAGACCCAGCAUGAGAAGAUAAUAAGGGGACUGGCUCUAGGAACAGCUCUCACAGUAUAUGGUAGAGAAGAGGAAGCAGAUAUUUUGAUUGAGCAGAUGACUAGAGAUCGUGAUCCUAUCAUUCGUUGUGGUGGAAUGUACGCACUGGCAAUGGCUUACAGAGGAACUGCAAACAACAAAGCCAUGCGUCAACUUCUGCACUUUGCUGUCUCUGAUGUCUGUGACGAUGUCAAAAGGACUGCUGUUCUCGCACUUGGAUUCAUCUUAUACUCUGAUCCAGAGCAGACUCCCCGUAUUGUAUCCCUGCUUUCCCAGUCGUACAAUCCGCAUGUCCGCUAUGGCGCAGCUCUUGCCGUAGGCAUAUCUUGUGCAGGAACUGGCCUGAGUGAAGCGAUAUCCUUGCUGGAACCACUUACAUCAGAUGUGGUUGACUUUGUUCGUCAAGGUGCUAUAGUUGCCAUGGCCAUGGUGAUGGUCCAAGUUAGUGAAGCAAGCGAUUCUCGCGUUGGAGAAUUUAGGCACCAACUUGACAAGAUUUUACCCGAAGAGAUUCCAGAUGAAAUGAGCACUAUUACGGGAGCAUUUUUGGCUUCAGGUAUUCUUGAAGCUGGUGGAGGGAAUGUGACAAUACGACUUCUCUCUAAGACAAAACAUGACAAAGUCACUGCGGUUGUUGGCCUUGCCAUCUUCAGCCAGUUUUGGUAUUGGUAUCCGCUAAUUUAUUUCAUAUGCUUGGCGUUCUCACCAACCGCGUUCAUCGGUUUGAACUACGAUCUCAAAUUCCCAAAGUUUGAAUUCAUGUCGCUCGCAAAACCAUCUUUGUUUGAGUAUCCAAAACGAACUGCNUGCAGAUGCUGUCUACGCUGA
Molecule: messenger RNA, 1872 nt
Organism: Camelina sativa (false flax)
Lineage: Eukaryota; Viridiplantae; Streptophyta; Magnoliopsida; Brassicales; Brassicaceae
Source: RefSeq, a predicted model, not a curated record